Molecule: messenger RNA, 1162 nt
Organism: Cucurbita pepo subsp. pepo (vegetable marrow)
Lineage: Eukaryota; Viridiplantae; Streptophyta; Magnoliopsida; Cucurbitales; Cucurbitaceae
Product: protein STRICTOSIDINE SYNTHASE-LIKE 10-like
Cellular component (GO): endomembrane system
Molecular function (GO): hydrolase activity
Source: RefSeq, a predicted model, not a curated record
UUUACUUCUAGUUUGGAGCAAGAAUGAAGGAGUCUCUAGCUAUUUGUUCUUGCUCAUUAUCAUUGGUUUUGUGGGUGGUGGUGGCGGCGGUGGUGUCUUGGAGUCCGUUGUCGGAAGCCGCCAUUGAAGCGGUGGAGCUUCCCGGAGGGGUGUUUGGGCCUGAAAGCAUCGCCUUCGACUGCCGUGGAGAAGGGCCGUACGCCGGCGUCGGAGACGGCAGAAUUCUCAAGUGGAAUGGUUCUGAUUUGGGUUGGACUCAGUUUGCUUAUACCUCACCCAACAGGGAAGGAAAAGAGUGCAAUGGGGAGCCCCAAACGGAGGCAGGAUGUGGGAGACCAUUGGGGCUCAAAUUUCACCCAUCAACAUGCGAGCUGUUCAUAGCGGAUGCCUACUUUGGGCUUCUUGCUGUCGGACCUCAGGGCGGCCUGGCUCGCCAGCUCGUCUCAUCCGCCCAAGGCGUCCCUCUCCGCUUCACCAACGCUUUAGACAUCGACCCCCAAAACGGUGUCGUUUACUUCACUGAUAGUAGCCUCUUGUUUCAAAGAAGUGUUUGGAUAUUGUCGAUAGUGAACGGAGACAGGACCGGGAGGCUACUAAAAUAUGACCCACGUACCAAAAACGUCACCAUUUUGAUCAAUGGUCUUGCUUUCCCAAAUGGCGUUGCUUUGAGUACUGACUCAUCGUUUCUUCUAAUGGCUGAAACCGGCACUCUCCAGAUCUUAAAGUUCUGGUUAAAGGGUCCAAAAGCGCAAACUACAGAGAUAUUCGCACAACUCGAACGAUUCCCAGACAACAUAAAGAGAACAGACAAUGGUGAAUUUUGGAUUGCCAUGAACACGGGAAGAGGGAAGCUCGAAACCCAGACAUGGAUGGGGCUCGGGGGAGCGACAACGCAGCACGGGGAGGUGAAGAUCCCGUGGAUUCGGGCCGACCCGGUGGCGGUGAAGGUGGACGAGAGAGGGGGAGUGAAGGGGAUGAUUGAUGGGGAGGAGGGGCAGGCACUUGAGUCAGUGAGUGAAGUUGAAGAACGUAAAGGGAGGCUGUGGAUUGGGUCAGCUGUUAAACCAUAUGUUGGUUUUAUCAUCAAUGGAUAGAACAAGAUAACACUCCAAAUUGUAUUGGUAAAUUAUUGUACGAAAUAUUGUUAGACUCCUUCAAAAUA